Molecule: messenger RNA, 1191 nt
Organism: Anisakis simplex (herring worm)
Lineage: Eukaryota; Metazoa; Nematoda; Chromadorea; Rhabditida; Anisakidae
Source: the annotation of a GenBank genome assembly
AUGAAUGAGCUGAAAGUGAAAUUGUUGUGUGUGAAAGAGAAAAAUUACACGGAAACACUGAAAGAGGUGCAUAAAUUGACGGAUAAUGCGUGUGAAGUGGUCAUCGAUGCGGCCUAUUUGAGAAACGAUCGAGAUUUCGAGGACUCUCUAAAUGAUCAAUUGAUCAAAUCGUGCAGAAGACUGACCCGUGUUGAAGCGAAUGUUUCUGUUCCAGUUAAUGUGUCGAGUAAUCAACAGGAAUUUGGCGCAAGAACAUUGCGACCAAAAGUAUGGCAGCAUGUGAAGGCAAUGAUGAAAGAGAAAUGGGAAGACGUACCAACAGAGCCAUGCAAAGACUGGAAGAAGCUCGUAAAAGCUGACGAUUUGAAAGAAAUGGAUUUGGAAGCUGAACUAAAGAAAGCCGAAAGCGAGUGUAAAUCGGAUAGCGGUCUAACGGGUGGUGAGAAGGCAGCAAAGAAAAUGCUGGACUUCUUCAUUACAAAUCGACUGGUCAAUUAUCAUCCUGGAAGUGUGUUCAUACUUGGCACAUGUCGUCGUCUGGAAACAUUUCAGCAAAUUUCGUUGAGUGUAGAAGGUUAUCGAAUUUAUGCAGUUGACGUAGGAAUUUUUAUACGGCAUUUCAGGAAUGUUCCCGGUAGCAAAUAUCAGAGUGUAUUGUCGCCAUAUCUGCAUUUUGGGAUGCUCAGCACGAUAGAAACUAUUAAACGUGCUAAAGAAGGCAAAGCAGCAAAACACCCGAUAGAUUCCUUCAUUGAGGAAUUACUGGUGAGACGUGAUCUGGCGCAUAAUUUCGUGUAUUACGCUCGUAAGAACUAUGAUUCGUUGGAUAGCUUGCCGGAUUGGGCGAAGAAAACGUUGAAAGAGCAUAAGAAUGAUAAACGUGAAUAUGUGUACAGUUAUGAGGAACUGGAGAAUGCGAAAACUCACGAUGUGUAUUGGAAUGCAGCACAAUUGGAGAUGAUUCAUACCAAUAAGAUGCAUGGUUAUAUGCGGAUGUAUUGGGGUAAGAAAGUUAUCGAAUGGACGCCAGACUAUGAGACAGCGUAUAAAUUCUUGAUCGAACAAAACGAUAAAUAUGAAUUGGAUGGACGUGAUCCGAAUGGUUACACGGGUGUGAUGUGGAAUUUUGGAUUGCAUGAUCGAGCGCAUGCGGUAAUUUAUGUUUUCCUUGCUUUGAUUUUCACAUUUUAA